CAGGCAUGCUCCAGUUCGAGCAUACAAUGUAGUCUCUUCGAAUUGUAGAGCACCCAUACAGCUAAAAACCCGCUGGUCAUAUGAGGAGCGAGCAGAUGUGAGAGUCGUCCCCCAUAUUGUGCCGUCUGUACUUGUUCAGUUCCUGCGCCCUGUUUCUUUCGGCCAACUUUUGGUCUGACCAGUACUGCAAAGCACACAAACAAAUCAUAGCAGUUAAACUGAAUGAAAUCUCCUAAACCUGUGGUUCCAACCAAGGUCUUAGAUAAUAUUUCCACAAACAAGUCUCAGGUUGCGACAUCUACAUCUACGAUGAACACGAUUCCCAAGUUAUGGCUCUGGUGCAGAGACUGUUCCAUGGAGGCGGUUGAAUCCUGCGCCGACGAUGCGCACUCCUUGUGCUCGCUGCGGACAUUACGGGCAGAGCAGGCGGCUCCAAAGUUUCUGCAGUUACGGGAUGCGAAAGAUUUUGCCAACGGCGUGUUGAAGGCGCUGAGGGAAUCGAAAGACAUACUCCAGAACCAAAUAGACGAGUGGGAAGCAAAGCUGGAAGUCAUGGCAAAGGGUGAGUGUGAGCUCCAGGCCGCAGUGGACAAGUGUGAGGACCCGGCGACGGUCCCGCUGGAGGGUCUGCAGCACGUUGAAGAAGUCGCCAGGAUGCUGACAGCCCGUUGGUGCGAAAUCCAGCUUGUGAUGAAGAAUGAUGCAACUGAAUGGAGGUGGCCUAUUUCGAGCGCCGAAGUCCGCCUGCUUACUAUGAUCGUGCUGCAGCUUCGCCAGAACGGGAACGCCUUCGAGGUUCACCUUCCUGAUAGUGGUCCGCUUCAGGAAGUUUCCAGCCGCGCAACAGCUGUCAGUCCAGGAUUCCACGUCCGUCAGUCAGCUGCCGUACCAGAUAGUGUGAAUCAAGUUCUGCUUGAUUGGUAAUCUCUUUCCCUGCGCAGGAUAUUUUUAUUAAGGUCGAUAAGAAUGAAUCGAAUUAAGUUUCUACAACAAAUUGUCUUGCCUCACUGUUUGCAUCGGUUCCAAGCUCUCUUGUGGUUGCUGUUUUAUCUGCUAGCCUAUCUGAAUUCCUGUAACACUAAACAGUAUUAAAGUGG
This is a messenger RNA of Thrips palmi, 1097 nucleotides long. RefSeq lists its product as uncharacterized. The transcript has 3 exons. The record is from RefSeq and is a predicted model, not a curated record. Bases 223 to 924 code for a protein of 233 amino acids. NCBI's taxonomy places the organism in Eukaryota, Metazoa, Arthropoda, Insecta, Thysanoptera, Thripidae.